Molecule: messenger RNA, 8190 nt
Organism: Nothobranchius furzeri (turquoise killifish)
Lineage: Eukaryota; Metazoa; Chordata; Actinopteri; Cyprinodontiformes; Nothobranchiidae
Gene: map1b
Product: microtubule-associated protein 1B
Biological process (GO): regulation of microtubule depolymerization; axonogenesis; microtubule cytoskeleton organization
Cellular component (GO): dendrite; synapse; cytosol
Molecular function (GO): actin binding; microtubule binding
Source: RefSeq, a predicted model, not a curated record
GUCGCCGAUGACAUCAGCUGUUGAAUGAGUGUGUGCGCCCUGGUCUCUCCCUGGUAACCGAGCAUGACACAAUGUCUGCCGGUAUAAAACGCUAGGGCUACUCCUAUCACCGCUCCACUCGCAUGUCUGGACUCUUGGAGGGGAGGAGGCAGAGUUCUGCUGCUGUUGGGAACCUAAAACGCGUCUGAGCGAGGAAGAGGAGACAGACAGACUCGGCAUGGCCACGCUAGUGGAAUCUGCAGACAUGGAGACUUUAGGCAUCCACAGCCACACCGGGACGUCUCCCACCUCCUCCAGCCCCCCUCAGCACUUCAACGACAGCAAAUUCUACCUGCUGGUGGUGAUCGGGGAGAUCGUAACAGAGGAUCACCUCAAGUGUGCCAUUGCAGACAUAGAGAAAGGGAUCCGCUCAUGGGACACCAACCUCAUUGACUGCAACCUGGACCAGGAGCUGAAGUUGUUUGUCUCCAGACACUCGGCGCGUUUCUCUGCAGACGUCAAAGGGCAAAGAAUUCUUCACCAUAAGAGUAAUGUCCUGGAGACGGUGGUGCUCAUUAACCCUUCAGAUGAAGCUGUCAGCACUGAGGUUCGUUUGAUGAUCUCUGACACCGCCAGGCACAAGCUUCUGGUGCUGGCGGGACAAUGCUCUGAAAAAUCCGGGGAGCUGAUUCUUCAGUCUGGAUCUUUCUCCUUCUUCAGUUUCAUAGACAUAUUCACUGAUCAAGAGAUUGGUGAGUUGCUCAGCACCAUCCACCCAGCAAACAAAGCCAACCUUACACUCUCCUGUCCUGAACAAGGAGACUGGAAAAACUCCAACUUGGACAAACACAACCUGCAAGACUUCAUCAACAUGAAACUAAACUCCACUCUCAUCCUCCCUGAAAUGGAGGGCCUCUCAGAGUUCACAGAGUAUUUGUCGGAAUCAGUAGAGAUCCCGUCUCCUUUUGACAUGUUAGAACCUCCGACCUCAGGUGGAUUUCUCAAACUCUCCAAACCGUGCUGUUACAUUUUCCCUGGUGGUCGAGGUGACUCUGCUCUCUUUGCCGUUAAUGGAUUCAACAUGCUUAUCAACGGUGGUUCAGACAGGAAGUCAUGCUUCUGGAAACUAGUAAGGCAUCUAGAUCGGGUGGACUCCAUCCUCCUGACCCACAUCGGCGAUGACAAUUUGCCAGGCAUUAACAGCAUGUUGCAGAGAAAGAUUGCGGAACUCGAGGAGGAACAAUCACAGGGUUCCACAGCUAACAGUGACUGGGUGAAGAACAUGAUCUCUCCAGAUAUUGGUGUUGUGUUUGUGAAUUUUCCUGAAAACCUGGAUCAUCCUGGACCUAAUUACAGGGUGCGCAGGAAUGUUGAUGAGGCAGCAUUCACCCAGCAGUUUUUGAACAAGCUCAGCUUGAGGAUUGAGACGUUGCAAAGGCCUGUAGGAAACACCAUAGAACCAAUCACACUUUUUCAGAAAAUGGGUGUUGGGAUGCUUGAAAUGUAUGUUCUCAAUCCUUCUAAGAACAGCAAAGAGAUGCAGCACUUCAUGAAGCAGUGGACAGGCAGUGAAAAAGACACUACUUCAAUUCUGCUUCCAAAUGGAAAAGAAUCUGAGUUUCCGCUUUCUUACUUGACUUCUAUCUCUUCUCUCAUUGUGUGGCACCCUGCAAACCCCUCAGAAAAGGUUGUGCGAGUUCUCUUUUCUGGAAACGCCACCCAAGAUGACAUCUUUGAGGGGAUGGAAAAACUUAAGCAUUUAGAUUUCUUGAAACAGCCAGUUGUCACUCAAAAAGCAUUGUCUUCUAGCUCACCAUCAACCCCAACGCUAAAGCAAACAAAGAUGAAGCACAGAACAGACAGUAAAGAGAGCCUGAAAUCUACCCCAAAGCCAUCCCCAAUCAAAAGCAUCAGGAAGAUUUCAAAGGAGGAAAUGCCAGAGAAGGCAAAGACUGACGUGGAAUCAGCUCAAGAGAAAACAGAAAAGAAAGACAAAAAAGAAAAAGUUCCAUUGAAAAAAGACAAGGCAAAGGCACAGGAGAAAGAGCCUAAAGCAAAAACUGAUCAGUCCAACCAAAACCAAACGCUGGACAAAAAACCUGAAGCUAAACCCAAAGCUGAAAAGACAACUAAAAAAGAAACCAAAGCACCCAUGAAAAAAGAUGACGCCUCCAAACUUGAAGCUAGAAAGGAGGAGAAAGUAAAGAAAGAGGAGGGGAAAAAAGUUCUGAAAAGGGACAUCAGAAGAGAUUCCCCUAUGAAAGACAAAAAGGAAGAAAAGAAAGAACAAAAGAAAGAUGUCAAAAAGUCCUCCAGGGACAUAAAAAAGACCACCACUGCAGGGGAAGAAAGGAAUAUCAAACCAAAGCCACUGAAAAAGGAGGACGCAUCAAAGAAAGAAUCGGGAGCUCUCUCGAAGUUAAAAGACAAAGGAAAGUCAAAGGCAGUGAAGAAAGAGACAAAGAUAGAUAGCAAACUGCCAGUAAGCCCUGCUGCUGCAGCUGUUGCUGCUGUUACAGAGGAUCUAGAAGCAGAAAGAUCUUUGAUGUCCUCACCAGAGGACCUCACUAAAGACUUUGAGCAGCUCAGAGCUGAUGAGCUAGUUGAGGAGGAAGCUAUUGUAGAUCAAAAUGAGGAGAGAGAGGCUUCAGCGAUCCAACAGGAACAAACAGUACAGAACAAAGAGUCUCCCGAAGCACUGGAAUCUAUGGAUGAGGGUAUAACAACAACAGAGGCAGAAGGAGACAGUGGAGGGACUCCAGACGAACAGCUUCUGAAGGAAAAAGUCAAUGUCAGCGUUUGUGAGAAGUUUGAAGAUGAGGGCACCGUAAUGGAGGAGACAUCAGAAGGAGGUGAUUAUGAAGAGAAGGGGGAGAUGGAGGAGGUUUAUGAACCGCAAAAAGAGGAAGCAGAUGAAAGUGAUCUCACGCAUUGCACAGAGGAACACCAUGACGAGCUUACAGAAAUAGAUAUUUGUAAGGACAGUGAUGGCAUGACUAAUGAGAACGUAGAAAACAAGCUUGGAAGUCCUAAAGAAGCAGAGAGGCAGACUCUUCCUGGAUCAGCUUCACCCAAAAUUUCCUCUCCAGUUUCUCCUGCUGCGUCUUUCCGCGAUGAAAUGCCUACAGUUGGUUUUGAGAGCUCCACAGCUUCGGAUGAUGAGAACAGAGGUGAACCCCCUGAUGAGUUCACGGCCACUUCUGGUCACACGCAAUCCACUCUUGAAAUAUCUAGCGUCCCAACACCACUGGAUGAGAUGUUGACUCCUAGGGACAUCAUGAGUGACGAAGCCACCAAUGAUGAGACGGCCUCUCCAUCUGAGGAUGUAGACAGGUUGGGGAAGUCAGCGUCAGGAGAGUUUGAUAAGAAGCUUUCACCAAUUCAGGAUCUACCAGAGUUUAGUCACUCUCAGAGUGAUGCCACGGAAGGCCGAGACUACGACCAUUCUGCUUCUUCAAUAUCGCCCCCUUCAUCCCUAGAAGAGGAUAAAAUCUGUGAGGGGUUUACCUCAACAGAGAAGGCUGAAAAAGUCCACUCUGAUCUAAAGUCACAUGAGAAGAAUGAUGCUGAGCCAGCCAAGCUAAGUGCAGUGUCCACAACAUUUCCUUUUGUUCGUUCUCCCUCAGUGGAAGCCAAGGAUGUUUUUGAAUCUCCAGCCAUGUUUGAUGCUCCAAUAGAACUGUCAUCCACGCUGGCUGAUAUCACUCUAGCAACAACUGAUUCAUCUCAAAGCCCAGAUGACAAACCACUGGAAGAAGCUAAUUCACCCCAGUCAUCGGGGCACACCCCUUAUUACCAGUCACCAGUAGAUGAGAAAGUGGACAUCCUACCGCCUGCAACAGAAGACAAGUCACAGGGUCCAGUCAUUGUGGAGGUCGAAAGUGAUAAAGAGGAUUCCUCUAACAGAGUUACCCCCGAGCCUGUGGAAACAGAAUUAGAGGACUCUUCUCCUGUCGAGAGGGAAGUUCCUUCUCCAAAAAGCACACCACACACUGAGCCAGAGUCCCCUGGGACAAAGGAGUCACCCUUUGAUAUAGAUCCCAAGAAAUCUGUUGAAAAGAAUCAUUUAGUGAUGUCCUCUGUACCAUUGACUAAGCAUGAAUUUGACACCAAUCUUUUUGCCACUUUUAAAGAAGACAAUAAAAUGUCGAUUUCAGAAGGCACCACAUCAGAGAAGUCUGAAACUCCACUGGAAGAAGUGGUAGCAGAAGACACAUUUUCACACCUAGCUUCAGCAUCCACAGCCUCCUUGGCCACCAGCUCAUUGCCUGAACCAACCACUGGUUCUCCUUCCCUUCAUGCUGAGGUGGGCUCUCCUCACUCAACAGAAGUCGAUGACUCUUUAUCUGUUUCUGUGGUUCAGACUCCAACCACCUUACAUGAGGCUGAGGAAUCUCCAACCAAAGAAGAUAGUCCAAGGCCUAUGUCUAUCUCUCCAGAAAACUCACCAAAGACCAUAAGCAAGGCUCAGUUACAGGACACAAAAUCUCCAGAACAUUCUGCAAUGUCUGUAGAGUUUGGCCAAGAGUCCCCAGACCACUCCUUAACUCUGGACUUUAGUAAGCAAUCUCCAGAACAUCAGUCACUGGGCAGCAGCUCACAUGCAACAGAGAAUGGCCCUACUGAGGUUGAUUACACUCUUUCUGAUGGAGCAGACCUGAGAGCAGCAGGAGGGGGAACAUCUGCAGCAGAAAACUCUUGUCAUUUUGAGGAAAAUGAAUCAGUCUGUGCCACUUCUGCAACUCCGUCUGAUGCAUCUCAGUCAACUCCCUCUGUUGCAACCCCCUGCCAAAUGGCAGAGAUGUCACAUGCAGAGGUAGAACUAACAGAUAUGUCACCAGUCUCCCCAAAGGCAUCAUCGGUCACCCAUUCUCCUCGUCUUUCUCCUGUGUUAGGAGGUCCUCCAGCUAAAGACAUCCCCAGCCCCAUCUCACAAUCUGUGGAGAGCACAACUAACUCUGAUUCACAGCAGUUAUAUGACAAGUCACCCUCACCCCCAAAACCUUCUUCCCCAUCUACGUCUUUUAAUCUUUCAAAAGGAAAUACACCUUCCCCAGCAAAGGAAACAAAUCCUUUUAAAUGUGAUGCUUUGAGCCUUGAAAACGAUUCUCCUGUGAGUCCUAAAGUUCCUUCUCCUUUACAGCUACAAUUGUCCUCUGAUCCAUUCGAUUACAGUUCUUGCUGUGGUUUCAAGGAACCAGACACCACAAAGAAAAGUCCUUGUGCUGCAUCUAAGACAGAUGUUGACCUCUGUCUUGUCACUUCUUGUGAGUACCGUCAUCCCAAGACUGAAUUAUCUCCUUCUUUCAUUAAUCCAAGCCCUCUUGAGUAUUUCACAAAUGAAGAAAAUGUUUUAGAUGAGAAGAAGCUUCUGGUCAAGUCAGGGGAAGGUCCUCCACCUCCAGGAGGUAAGCUGCCUGCCAAGCAAUGUGAGGAUACUCCACCCACAUCCAUUAGUGAAUCUGCUCCCUCACAGACAGAUUCAGAUGUACCACCAGGAACAGAAGAGUGCCCCUCCAUCACAGCAGACGCAAACAUUGACUCUGAAGAUGACUCUGAGACCCUACCUACUGACAGAACUCUGACCUACAGGCAGGCCGAUCCUCCUCCAGUGGCACUCAGGGAUUCUGCUCCAUUUUCAGGCAGUCAUGAUGCUUGUAUGGUGGAUCCAGAAGCGCUAAAGGCUGAAGAAAAUGUUCACAAUCCUAAUGCGAAUGGAGGAGACAAGCCCGGUAAGAAAAAGCUGUCGAAAAAGUCCUCAUCACCAGCUAGAAAGAGUGGCCUGUCCAAAGUUAAGGACUCAAAGACUGCUUCUCCCAAGAAAAGUGGUGGAGAAGGGAAAGAUGCCAAAAAUGCAACCAAUACUUCUGCAUCCAAAGGUGUAAAAACCACUGCAUUAGGACCUGGAGGUGGAAAAAUAUCAUCUCAUUCAAACUGUCCUCCUAUGUACAUGGAUUUGGUUUACAUCCCCAAUCACUGCAGUGCCAAAAAUGUGAACGCUGACUUCUUUAAGCAUGUCCGAUCCUCUUACUAUGUGGUCAGCGGCAACGAUCUGACAGCUCAGGAACCCAGCCGGGCUGUCCUUGAUGCUUUGCUCGAAGGAAAGUCCCAGUGGGGAAACAACAUGCAGGUCACUCUGAUUCCAACCCAUGACACGGACGUGAUGAGGGAGUGGUACCAGGAGACUCACGACAAGCAGCAGGAACUGAACAUCAUGGUCCUAGCAAGCAGCAGCACAGUCGUCAUGCAGGACGAGUCCUUCCCAGCUUGUAAGAUUGAGCUGUAGCUCUGUUCUGCAAGAUCUCAUGACGGGUGGUUUUUCUGCAUAAGAGAACCAAACAAUGCAGCCUAAUCAGAUACUAAAGCAUAGAAUGAAAUAAAUGUUUGCAAUGAAAAUGAACCAAUAAAAAACAGAAAGGUUUUGAGAGGAACUCCAUCAUUUUGAUUCUGAAAGGUUUGGAUCAAAGAGGAACGCUAAGUAACUAAACAAACCAGCCUCGCCCAUUAUGCCUGUUCUGGAGGACGUACAAAAGUGUUUCUACUGUAUUAACUCUCUCUGGAAACCAAUGGUCAAUAUUUGUUGAUUGUUUAUUUGAAAUCCUUUGAAAAAGCAAAUCUGAUGUAUUCUGAAGUCAAAGCAUUAACCAAUGACAAGCUACACGGCUUCUGCACCUGCCUUCGGGAGUCAUGCAUGAAUGUAAAAGGAUUGAUGGUGGAUUAGAGGAGUAACUAAAUACCAAAUGAUCCUAUAAUGACUGUUAAGUGGUAAUGAUAAGCAGUAUGAUGCUUGGUAUUUCAUUCAUCAUGGAUGAGUCUGAGAGCUGAUAAGAUAAGUUAAGUCUUUUUUAGUUAUUUUUUUUUUAGUUAUCUGUGUUUCAAUCAUUGAUUUUUAUUUAAUGCUGUUAUAUUUUAGCAAUAAUUUAAAGUUAAUUCUGAUGAUUUGUUUUUGUUGGCCAUCCAGUCUUUUGCCCUGUGCUCCAGGAAGUAACUAUCUCCUUUGCCUUUGUGUAAAAAGCUUUUACAGAUCAUAACAUCUGUAAAAGUUUUUUUUGAAGACUGCCUUAGAAUAUCUGUUUUAUUUACAGAUGUUGAGGUGUGAACUCUGACCCUCUUUCUUACAGCUGUUUUUAUGUAAUCAAGCUAAGGGGAGCUAGUAUAUCCCAUUAUAAAGCUGGUGAAGCAGGAUAUUUUCAUAAACCUUAAAAUGUCUUGUUUUUCUAAAGCGUUGUACUAUAAUUAUAAAUAGCACUGAGGGUUGGGAGGUGUAUCUGAGCUAUGUUGUGUUAGUUUUUUUUUUUUUUUUUUGCUGCAUUUGCUCAGUCUUGCAUUCAGAAAGGAAGGGCAACAGUAAACAAGCAACACACGACUUUUGCAAGCUGGAUGAUGAAGUGUUUAUUCUGCACAAACUGAAAAAAGGCACGAAGGUCACAGAAAAAAAAACUCAACUUUGUUUGCAACACCUUAAAUAUUUACUAAAUAUUUACAACAUACACCAGAAUGACAAUAAAGCAGCUUGUAGAGGAAGCGUCGUCAUGGGGAGGCUGCACACAGAGGUGAGAAUGACUGACUGGUGUGUUUUUAGGUGAAAGUAUGUAAAACUAAAGCUGGACACUUUAUAGAACAAACAUGACUCAUACCACAAUGACAUUACAAAGGCCGCAAAUCAACUCUGACAGGCAACCUUCUGGAGACAUGUUCAACAAACCACAGCAUGACGAUUACAGGCUUUGGUGUUUUCUGUGGAAUUUUACUGGCUUCUUUUUCCUGAAAUGACAUUGAGUGUUCACGACACCACCACAGAGCAGUUUUUCCUGCAGCAGAAUCUCCAAAAAUCACCACGGACUUCCCGUCAAACCGAACAGACAGUUUUUCCUCAAACAGACAUUUCACUUUUCUCUGUCUCCUGUCUCUUCUAUCUUUCCUCUCUUUCUUCUUCUCUAGUAAUCUGCCCCCCUUCAAAUCUCUCUGGGAGGAAAUUUAACAGUGUUUGUCUGCAGCUGUGCGGUAUAUAUGUCUUGUGAUCUUGCAUCUUCUCUUCCCUUACCCCAAACAUAUAUGUAACCUAUAUAGCGAUUAGUUUGGAGUGAAAAUGUUUCCUAGUGCUUUCUGAUGUUUGUGUGCAACACCUCCUCUACUGUACCCAUAUGGCAGAUCUAAUGUAAGAGUAACCACUACUAAAGGACAGCCACAAUAAAAUCUGUUGUGAACAAA